UUCAAUUCUCAGCUCAAACGUAUCCUCUCCUUUCCUCUCCCAUCCGUAGGGUUUCCCUCCAUCUCCUUCCACUCCUCGCCGGAAAAUCUUCCCUGAAAAAUACUAUCCCGGCAGUUUACUCCACAGCUUCAUCAAUAUUGUGCACUUUGGCUCCUGCUUUUUCUGCCGAGCCUUCUUUACCAUUAUUUGACCGUUGAAACCAUAUCCAUCAAGUUGUUCCGAGUUUAGGGUUCUUCAAUUUUGAAAUCUUAGUUGUAAGUUUUUUCUUUUGGAUAUUGAUUGCUAUAGAGUUCAGAUGCCGAUGAGUCAAGGAGGAGGAUCAUCAUCGAGGAGAAGCAUAUCGUUGACGAGCUCUUCUUCACUCGUUAAGAAGAAAGCAGCAGCGGAUAAUGGAGGAGGACAACCGGAUUCUGCUCACCGGAAAUCGAUUUCUGUUUCUCGUUCCGUGGGACUGACUGGAGAGCGCACAGUGAAGAGACUGCGGCUGUCAAAAGCCCUAACAAUACCUGAUACUACAAGUAUUUAUGAAGCUUGCCGCAAGAUGGCUGCUCGCAGAGUUGAUGCUUUGUUGUUGACUGAUUCAAAUGCAUUACUAAGUGGUAUCCUGACCGAUAAGGAUAUAGCAACAAGGGUUAUUGCUCCAGAAGUUAAUAUACAGGAAACACCAGUUUCAAAGAUUAUGACGAAAAAUCCUCUUUUUGUGCUUUCUGACACUCUUGCUGUGGAAGCUUUGCAGAAGAUGGUGCUAGGAAAAUUUAGACAUUUGCCAGUUGUAGAUAAUGGAGAGGUUAUUGCUUUGCUGGAUAUUGCAAAGUGCCUUUAUGAUGCGAUUGCUCGCCUCGAAAGGGCAGCUGAGAAAGGAAAGGCCAUUGCAGCUGCUGUUGAGGGAGUUGAAAAACACUGGGGGCCAUCUGCAAGUUCCAAUACAUUUAUAGAAGCACUUCGGGAGAGAAUGUUCAGGCCUUCACUCUCUUCCAUCAUUUCUGAAAAUUCAAAGAUUGUUACAGUUGAACCAAAUGAUACUGUUUUAGCCACAGCCAAAAAGAUGCUCGAAUGUCGAACAAGCUCUGCAAUCAUAACAGUUGACAACAAACCACGAGGGAUUUUAACUUCAAAGGACUUAUUGAUGCGAGUCAUAGCACAAGAUCUUUCCCCUGAAUCCACUCUCGUCGAGAGGGUAAUGACCCCCAAUCCAGAAUGUGCUUCAAUAGAUAUGCCUAUUGUUGAUGCUUUACAUACAAUGCAUGACGGGAAAUUUUUACACCUUCCUGUUGUUGAUAAAGAUGGAACUGUUGUUUCUGUUCUUGAUGUGCUUCAUAUCACUCAUGCAGCUGUAGCCACGGUGGGGAACUCUGCUGGAGUAAAUAAUGAAGCUGCAAACUCGAUGAUGCAAAGAUUUUGGGAUUCCGCUAUGGCAUUGACUCCAGAUGAUGAUGAUGAGACACGGAGUGAGAAUUCUUUGAAAUUGGCUUCUGAAGGGACAGAAACAGGAAGAUCUAUUCCCUAUCUUUCAUCUAGCCAGCCAAAUAGUUUUUCAUUCAAGAUUAAAGACAAAAAGGGGAGGAUGCACAGAUUCAACUGUGAUAUUCAGAACAUGACAGAUCUAAUAGCUGCAAUAAUUCAGAGAGUGGGGGAUGACAUUGACCGAAACAAUCUUCCUCAGAUUCUGUAUGAAGAUGAGGAUCAUGACAAGGUUGUACUGGCAUCAGAUGUUGAUCUUACAGCAGCUGUUGACCAUGCAAGAUCUUCAGGUUGGAAGGGGCUAAAAUUGCACUUAGACUAUUCAGGAACAACAGGCGGUAGUUUGGAUUAUGCUCAUACUGAAUCUGCAUGGGCCUCAGCCUACAGCACUGUAGCAGCUGGUGCUGCAUUAGUUGCGGGUUUAGGCGUAUUAGCAUUCUUAAGGAGAUCCGGUAACUAAUUACUUGAAAGAAAUUCAACUCUUGAUAGACGAGGAAUGGGAGUAGCACAUUGAUUCAUAUGAGCCAGUGUUUUAAAAGACUCUGUUGGAACUCGCCUCUGGGAUUGCCUUGGGAAGGGUAUGAGAUUUAGUUCUGUAAGACUUACGUCUGAAGCGCUCGACUUUAUGUCUAAAGCACGUCCAAUGCUCAGGGCUCGCUGAACAGAUCUUACACAAAUUAUGUGUUAAAAUCUUUAGUUAAUAUUGUU
Solanum dulcamara is the source of this 2169-nucleotide messenger RNA. RefSeq names its product CBS domain-containing protein CBSCBSPB5-like. The transcript has 14 exons. Gene Ontology annotation, molecular function: protein binding. NCBI's taxonomy places the organism in Eukaryota, Viridiplantae, Streptophyta, Magnoliopsida, Solanales, Solanaceae. The record is from RefSeq and is a predicted model, not a curated record. The coding region runs from base 296 to 1921 and encodes 541 amino acids.